UCAAUGCCGUACAUGGUCUCUGUGCAGAACCAUCAUGGCCAUAUGUGUGGAGGAUUUCUCAUCACUCGGGAUUUUGUGGUCACAGCUGCACACUGUUGGGGAAAAGGACAAUUAUUUAAAAAGAGGAAUUGAAGAGCGUUACAUACACCCUGGUUACACAUCACCUGGUUUUGGUUUUGACAUCAUGCUUCUAAAGUUAUCAGUUGAAGUUGACAUAAAUGAGAGAAUCCACACAAUUAAAAUUCCAGCCUCUAAAAUGAAUGUAAAAGAAAAUCAAACAUGCUCUGUGGCUGGAUGGGGUAUGACUCAAACCACGGGUUCAGUUGUCAAUGAGCUGAGAGUGGUGAACGUGUCGAUCAUAGAUCCAGAAAGCUGUAAAGAGGAAUGGACCGCUCUUCCUCCCAAUGUGAUCUGUGCAGGAGGAAGUGGUACAGACAAAGGAUUCUGCCAGGGUGACUCUGGUGAUCCUCUGGUGUGCAACGACAUAGCUGUUAGCAUUGUUUCUUUCAACAGGAAUUCCAACUGCAGCUACCCAGAUGUGCCCAAUGUCUACACUGAUAUCUCAGAAUACGUUCCUUGGAUAAAUAAGAUUGUGACGGACAAUUGGACAAAUGAGAUUGUGAAGGACACGCGGAUCUGCACCCCUUUGGACAGCAGAAUCAGCAGUGCGCUUGACUGCCCCACCAACUCCAUCAGGAGCGCCUUUUCCAUGAGAUUUCUCAGAGAAAUUCCAGGUCACCUGUUUGAAGCCUGA
Molecule: messenger RNA, 754 nt
Organism: Melanotaenia boesemani (Boeseman's rainbowfish)
Lineage: Eukaryota; Metazoa; Chordata; Actinopteri; Atheriniformes; Melanotaeniidae
Product: duodenase-1-like
Exons: 5
Coding region: 35-754 (239 amino acids)
Biological process (GO): proteolysis
Molecular function (GO): serine-type endopeptidase activity
Source: RefSeq, a predicted model, not a curated record